GUGGCGUAGGCUGCAAACACUCUAGACUAGAGUUUGCCCCUCGAGGGAAGCCACAUCGGGAUGAGCUCUGCUGGAGACGAAGAGCGCGCUGCUGCGAGCGGAGAACAGAUCCGCCCGCCAGUGCAGGAGGGCCGCGACGCGGAGCUUGCAAGUUUGCAACGGCAGAUUUCGCAAUUGGCGGCGGCCCUGGUGGAGGAGUCACUGAAGAAGGAGCCUGGCAGCGUCGUGGCGGAUGCAGCCAGUAGGGGUGGCUGGGUUGCUGCCCCCAGAGGCCAACGAGAAGAGCCCACGCUGCCGCUCGGCGGUGGCGGGGGAUUUCUCCAGCAGCAAACGAGAGAUAGUGGGCAAGGACCACGGUCGCUGCUGGAAGGCGGCUGGGCCAGCAGAUCGGGAGCGAACCCUGUUGGACCAGCCGGAGUGGGCCCGGGCAUAGGACCGGACUACGGGGAAGCGAGGGGGUUAAACCCCUCAGGUGAGAUACCCGUGAUUCGAGGAAAUGGAGAAUACCUCGACGGCUACAGCAGUAGCCACAUGAAGAGGGUAACGGUCAAUGCUCCGCUCCUAGACGGAAAAAGCCGUAGCCACGGAUUUGACUCGUGGCGAAAAUCAUUCAUCCAAGCUGCGAAGACCAUCGACUUGGACGGGCUGUUUAUAGGAGAUGCAGAGAGCAGUAUCCCCGUGGGCGACCCAAACUUGCCGACUUCCGAACUGCUCCGUAGGGGGUACACGAGAGCAGAAGUCCAACGGGGGCUUCAGGCGUUCCACUUUAUCACUACUGCUGUGGUAAAAGAAGCUGACAAAGCAAUUAUCAGCAACUGUACGUCAGCGAAAGAGGUCCUUGCGGAAUUGGAAAAGGUCUACGAUCCGGAGUCACAGGGGUCAAAACAGGCCUUGAUGCGGAAGAUGUUCGACUUUGCAAUCCCCACACACAGCAACAGCAACCCCAUCGAGCACCUCUACUCUCUCGAGCUGCUGUAUGCCCGCCUGCGCGAAAAGGGGCUCAAUGCUGAACAACCCUUCGUUCUCGCCCACUUCGUUGGUUCCCUCCCACCCGAGUACCAACAAGCGAAGUUCCUGUUGGAGACAGCAACGGCGCUGGAUAGGGCCGAGAACGUCAGGAUCGUGAGCACGGUGCACGCGAGCCUCCCGGAGGGAAGGAAGGCCUCGAAGGGCCAGCGUAGGGCGGAGCAUGCUCUCCUCGCGAGUGACGGUGGCGGCGGGGGAGGAGCGCCGGGCCAAGGCAACAGCGACCGCCGCAAGGGUCGCCGCGGCGGCGGCGGCAACCAGAAGGGGAGAGGGGGUGGCGCGAAGGCUGGUGGCGGCGGCGGAGGCGGCGACGACGAUGCGGGUAGCAUGCGCGGUCGCUGUUUCCGGUGCGGCAAGGAGGGCCACCAGGUGGCCAACUGCCCCGAGAUCAACCCCGUGCGAUGUGAGACAUCGCUAGGCGGGGUAGAGGAGGAAGAGGAAUUCGCGACUGAGGAGGACGAGGUUGGGGAGGGCGCGUCGAACCAAGGUGGAGGGAGGGCGGAGAGAGAACCUGUGGAUGGAGGACCAGGUUUCAACCUUGGCACGACGGCAGCCCCAGGGCCCGCGGGGCCGCCCGCGCGCGCAGCGCCGGCGGCACCGCCGGCCGCGCCCCAGGAGUCGGGCGCGGGCGACGCUGGCGAUGGCGCCCCCUCGAGCAGGGAGAGCGCGAGCGUCGCCCCAUCUACCACGUCGACCGGCACGGCCGAUGUGGGCGGUGGCGAGGACGACCGCCGCAGCAGCAGCAGCCGCGGUAGCGGCGGCAGCGGCGGCAGCGGCGGCGACAGCAGUAGCCGCGGUAGCGGCGGCAGUGGCAGCGACAGCAGCAGCGGUGGCAGCAGCGUCGAUGACGGCGGCAGCGACAGCAGCAGUGGCAGCGACAGCGAGACGGAUCUCCCGGCGCUCUGUGGGCCAGAGGCCCGGCGGCUCGCCCGCUUCGACAAGCCGACGGAACUCACCAGCCGGCGCACUAGGGAGAACCCUCGCCGAAACCUAAGUUACGAGUCGCCCCCGUCGCCGACAAGUGCCAAAGCCCUGCUCGCCUCGGUGGCGAGCNUCGCCGGCGGCCCCACCGGCUGCGUCCCAGGAGUCGGGCGCGGGCGACGCUGGCGAUGGCACCCCCGACAGCGAGACGGAUCUCCCGGCGCUCUGUGGGCCAGAGGCCCGGCGGCUCGCCCGCUUCGACAAGCCGGCGGAACUCACCAGCCGNCCGACAGCGAGACGGAUCCCUCGGCGCUCUGCGGGCCAGAGGCCCGGCGGCUCGCCCGCUUCGACAAGCCGGCGGAACUCACCAGCCGCCGCACUAGGGAGAACCCUCGCCGAAAUCCGAGGUACGAGUCGCCCCCGUCGCCGCCCACAUCGGCCCCGUCGCCGACAAGUGCCGAAGCCCUGCUCGCCUCGGUGGCGAGCCUGCCCGACAGCAGCACGGAGGAGUUCACCCGCUGGAUGCGCUCGGCGGUACUUCACGUGGCGGAGGGGCUAGAGGCCCACGCUGCGCGCCAAGAGGCGAAGGAUUUUCUGCUGGGUACGGUGGACCUCAUGCUCAACUCGCCAGACGCCUUCGAGACGGCUCUGACGUCUCACGAGCUAGCGCGCCACGCCCACGCCCCGGCGAAGCGGCACUGGGAUGCCAUACAGAAGAUCCUCGGCUACCUGAAAGGGACGAGGGACCUCGGCAUCACCUACCAACGGGGAUCGGGGUUAGGGCUGGCCGUGUACGUAGACGCUAGCUACGCCGACACGGAGGAUAGGCGUUCGGUGUCAGGGUUGGCGACGACGGUUGGAGGUACCGUAGUCAGCCAUGGUAGCAAGACGCAGAGCAUCGUGUCUUUGUCUUCGACGGAAACCGAGUACAUUGCUGCCGGGGAGAUCGUCAAGGAGGCGUUGUUUGUGCGUGCUGUGCUUUCGUUUGUUGCCCCAGAGACCAGUGGUAGCAGCAUCAAGGUCCUUGAGGACAACCAGGGGGCCAUAGCGUUGGUGCAGAACCCCCUCAGCUCAGGUCGCACGAAACACAUCGACGUGAGGUAUCAUUUCAUCCGAGGAUUGUUUAGGUCGGGG
Messenger RNA from Ectocarpus sp. CCAP 1310/34, 3081 nucleotides. The record is from the annotation of a GenBank genome assembly. Lineage: Eukaryota; Phaeophyceae; Ectocarpales; Ectocarpaceae.